AUGUUCAUCCCCAAGCCUGCCCAAGAGGGCGAACCAACAAGGCUUCGCACUGUGAUCGACCUUCGCGCUCGUAAUGCAAACACUAAAAAGAUGGCAAGCCCGCUCCCUGACAUUGACGGGAUAAUGUGUCGUGUUGCGUCGAAGAAGUAUCGGUCUGUUCUUGACCUGAAGGAUGCAUAUGAGCAGGUGCGAGUGGAGCCGCAGGACGUUUGGAAGAUGGCAUUUGCAACGCCUAAUGGGAAUAUGCGCGCCUUCGACGAAGUAAAGGCAUUAGCUACUCAAUGCAAAGAUCAUCAUCGUCGACCUCUCAACCGAUCCCCGGGUGCCCCUCCAAUCAACCUUGUCACAGACGGAUGCGCUACUGGCAUUGCUGGUGUGAUUAGCCAGGGGGAGGAUUGGAAAACGGCUAUUGUUUCAGCAUUCUACUCAGCAAAAUUGUCACCCACGCAGCAGAAUUAUGCUACUCACGAGAUUGAAAUGCUCGCCGGGCUCGAAACAAUGAUGCAUUAUUGCGAUUUGCUUCUCGGAACACAUUUUUGGUGGUUUACAGACCAUAAGGGCCUGGUAACCGUGUUGAAUCAUCAAGAAGUAUCUGGACGACGUGCUCGAUGGUUAGAAAAACUCAGGAUGUUUGAUUUUGAAGUUACUUACGUACCGGGCACAGAAAACAUCCUCAGCAAUGCUCUCUCUCGCAUCUACUCGAACAAUUCGGCGGGUACAGUCCAUGCACCUGGUGAAUACACUGAGUACGACGACACAGGAUUCUCAAUGAAAGUCGCACUAUCCGUCGUCAGUGCACCCGUGCUUGUUGGACCAGAAGCUGAGUCUUCAGUGGUGAACUAUGUUGGACGUCGUUCCAAACGUCUGGAGGGCGCGAGUGCUGGGGGAAAAGAGAAGGGCAAGACGAGGGCUGUGGCUACUACCCCGAGCACAGAGAAGCUUACCAUUAGGCUUCCCGUGCUGUCAAAGUUGACGUCGGCCUCGGGCAAUGAGGCGUCUAAAGAUAGCUCACCUGAGAAUAACAUGGCAACUCAUACUGAGCUUGCCGAGCCCAUCUCGGAUGAUUCCGUGGGUGCUAAUUCGGGCGCACUAGACGAGAUUCCGCCGUUGGACUUAACAAAGGAUAUUAGUGGCAUCGAUAUCCUUAAGGAAAUAAGGAAUAAUUACAGCUCGGACACUGUGUUUAAGCCCGUAGUUGAAAAACCGUCUGAGUACAAGAACUUUGAUGUCAAAGAUGGCUUCGUUUACCUAAAGCAAGGUGACAGGAAGCUACUUGGCAUUCCCAGCAUCAAGGUUAAUAAUAGAAGUGCUCAGGAAAUCAUCAUCACGGAAGGACACUCUGUGCUCGCACAUCUUGGAUUCAAGAAAACUUACGAUUAUCUUAGGGAAUCUGUAUGGUGGAAGACCAUGUCCCAGGAUAUACAGAAGUAUUGUGACUCGUGUAUGACCUGCAAGCGCAGUAAGGAUGGAAAUCAAAAGCCUUAUGGGUUACUGAACCCUCUGGAUGUUCCCGGACAACCCUGGGAUGCCAUCGGUAUUGAUUUCAUAGGACCAUUACCAGAUUCUCGCGAUCGUGAUGCUGCUUACGACGAGAUCACAGUCAUAAUUGAUCUGUUCACUGGGAUGCAAUCCAAAUCCAUCGCCUUCUAUCUAUUUUUACAUGGGAAAGACCAAACGCGGCAACCUUGCCGUUUCCACCACUGUCGACACCACCACUCCUCUUCUGACACUGCUCCUUCCCUUCCUACCACCAACACCGACGUCGACAAUGCUCCCACUUCCCCUCUCACACCCAUCGACCACACUACUCCCAAUGCCGAUCCAACCUUCGACCCUACCACGGACAUUGCCUCCACAGCUCCCGUCGACGCGAUGGCUGCCGUCUCCAUCAACGACGACAUAGACGCACCUCAGGACACAAACACAGCAGACACGAUGGAUUUCGACACAUCCACUACCGCCUUCACCAUACCCAUUGAAACCGCUGCUUCGGUCUUCGUGACGACCACCCCCGCAUUGACGACGGCUACCCUUCAAUCGACCCCUGGCUCUCCUCAUACCACAGCCAUGAGCAUCGAUGAUGAUGUUGCAUCACUCUUCGCCGACUUUGCACCGACGCCUCCAUCCGCUCCCCACCUUCCGCGUGGUUUUAACAACCAGCCAGUCACAAACCUCUCGUACCCGGUAACAGGUUUCUCGCGGAUUUUCAAGAUCGGCUUUGGUGAUUUUCGCGUCGCCGACAACAGCCACGUCAUCCACUCGAUCAGCGCACCGCAGCUAAAACAGUGUCUCAUAUUUCAUCAGAUCGUCAGCAAGGCCUACGCACGAGGGUAUGCACACCAGGUCGAGAACCUCGUCGAACCCAUUGGAUACCGGGAGCUCGUUGCGUACCUCAACAACGACCACGCCCAGAGCCGGAAAUUGGCUGUCAUCACCCAAAAUGACGCCGUCGCUCACUUUGCCCCCAACUUCGGUCCCGACAGCCGCUUUCCCCUCGAUGUUGACUUCCCUGAUGGGGAGACAGUCAAGGAUUUGCUCGAAACGGUUCGGAGCGCAGGCGGUUCCAGCAAUAUUGAAGCUAUGCGAGAUGUUACAGUAACCGCUGCUCGGGAGCAUCUGGAGCGCAGGCGUGGUCCUGCAUUCGUUCGAGGAAGCUCGGCGCCCGUUUCGGGAUAUGGUCACGGUGGACGGAACCCUUCGUAUGGCCCCGUCAGGACCCCGUGUGGAGGAACAAGGAGGUUCUAUUAA
Molecule: messenger RNA, 2748 nt
Organism: Cyclocybe aegerita
Lineage: Eukaryota; Fungi; Basidiomycota; Agaricomycetes; Agaricales; Hemipholiotaceae
Source: the annotation of a GenBank genome assembly